CAGAGGGUCAUGAAUGGUGUUGAUUGGAUAGUCAUCUUGAGUGCAAACUUUCAAAAGAACUGCCUGAUGUUUUUGCUACUGUUUGGCCAUUUGGCGGAUAUGGCUGUGGAGCUUCCGAAAGCUUUGGAAGGCGGGGGCCUGGAGGGCAUGACUUGGACCCUUUGGCACCCUGUUGGGACCAGCCAAAAACACAUUCAUCACAGAGUCACGCUGAGUCAGUCUGCAGGGCUCAAGCCGAAGGGGCGAGUCAGGUCCUGGUAAGGUGCCCGAAACCCUUUCCGUUCCGCUCGUUUACCGAGAAUGCAGCAAGCGGUGGUCACUGCCGUGGUUCUUUUGUGUCUCAGUUCGCUGAGCGCCGCAAUGAAGCUACAUGAUUCCAUCAACACGAGCAUUGGCACCGGCUCCAACGUGUGCCGCAGCUCAAAGGACAGUCUGAAGAUCCUGGCCAAUGAUUUGGAGGAAUCUUUAGGUUACAAUGCAAUGUUUUACAAGGGAUGCCUGCAAUUUGUGAAGAACAACGCCCAUCUCGAUCUCCCCAUCAUGGCUCAAAUCGAGGCCUUCGGCAAGAGGUGCAAGCAAGCGCUUUUCGUGGGUGAUGAGUCGUCCAUGGAGAAGGUUGACCCAAAUCAACUAAAGGCGGAGUGUGACCGGGCCAUCUAUAACAUGGAGGCUCAGUUCCGCAUGCUUGGCCCAGAGUCUUUGAACACCCCAGAGGAGUUUUGUGCGGUCUUCGUCGAUAUGGUGUUGCCCAUCGAAGAUGAGCCUGAGUGCAUGCGUUUUUUGGAGGAUGUGAGCUCGAAACACUUUGAUUUCUUGGGCGCAGCGCACUCAUGGCCUGGGAUCAUACACGAACCUCACCUUGAGGAGGCCUUCAUGGAGGCCUGCUUGCAAGACAAGAAAUUGGAGAGCGAAGAAGAGGGUGUGGUGCUCAACUAUGGAGAUGGUGCUAGGGACUGCCAGAUGAAAAUGGAUCGCGUCUCUGCCAUGCAUUUGCGGAAACACUACAAGCAUUUGGCAGAACUCUUCUCCGAGUUGUGCCCCUUGCUUGGCAAGGAAUUGCCAGACCAUGAAAAACCAAUUCCUUUCCAGAAGACCCGGCGCACCUUGCAUACAGCCCUCUUCCAUCGUGCUGCCAAAUUGCAGGCACGCAGCAACAUCAGCACUUCAGGAACCAAAAAACGCAAGAAACCCUUCAGCGCUUUGCAGAUUCAUUUGGACAAGACGGUGUCUGGGAAGGGCGACGACGGUCGCCGACGUCGCAGCAGGAGAAGGCGCCUCACCCACAAGCAAGCCACUUGCUGCAACGGAGAAGCUCGCAUGUACGAGGUUGGUGUGGAAGCUUCUGCUGGCGUGGCGGUUGGCUAUGGGCAGAUUGUGGCAGAGGGCUUUGAACGCUGGAGAGGCAAUGACUGCGAGUACAAGCUAGGCCACAUGGGUGAGGUUUGCGGGGGCUUGGAGCUUGGUGCUGGCAUCGACGCCACGGUCAGUGCUGGGUGGUUCAAGAAAUGGAGCGAUAUCCUAGGCAAGGCAUGGUUCAAGGGUGGUGGCCUUUGCCUAGUUGGGUGUGCCGGAGUCUCUUUCAUUGAAACCGAGGCCCUUGGUGGGCAAGUGAUUGGUGAAGUGCUGACGGCAGGGGGUGGCAUGGGGAUUGAGGUUUCUGCUGGGUGGUGCAAAUGCUGGAAGUGGGCUCGGGAAGAAAGUUCUUGGGAACGAAGACUCAAGAAAAAGUGUCCCGCAUCAGAUGGUGGAUGCUUCCCAUCCAAUGCCUUGGUGCAAACCCCAGAUGGUCAGAAGCAGAUGCACGAGCUUCGAGUCGGUGAAAAGGUUUUGGCCUUGGAUUCGGCCGGUGCCUUGAUUUUCGAUGACAUCUAUUUCUUUGGCCAUGCACAGCCAAACACUCUGGCAGCUUUUGUGAGAUUGGACAUCGGGGAAGUUAGUUUGGAGCUGACCGGAAAGCAUUUCAUCCAAGUCUGCACAAAAGUUCCCUGCCAUUGGGACGACCGACAGACCAUCUAUGCGGAAGAGGUGCAAGUUGGUCAACAAGUUUGGCUGAUAGAAGACACCAAAGCUGAAGUCUGCUUUGUGAAAUCCAUCCAGAUUGUGCCCAGGCUCGGCCUCUACAAUCCGUACACCUUGUCAGGGAAUAUCGUGGUCAAUGGUGUUGUGGCCAGUGCGCACAGCAGUUGGCUCUUGGAUGCUUGGGCACCUUCUUGGUUGCAAAAGCAUUUGGCUGCGAUCUAUCAGGCAAUUUUCUUCUUUGGGAGGCAGGGGGUAGGGAUGCUGAGAACGAUUGACUUGUUUCCAAACCACGAAUUUAUGGGAGUGUGAGGACUAGACCCUGCGAUCUGGGAGGUGCCUCUAUUUCGUAGCUGGAGAACAAGCAGCUGAUUUCCUUGGAGUCGACAAUCCACAAGUACAAGAGCCUGGCAUCAUGACGUUGGUGACCGUGGCCUGUCCUGCACUUGUCGCUCUUCUUGGGACUCUUGUCACGGUGAAGCGCUUGGCUUCCAAGACAGCGUGAUGUUGCCAGGCAAAGGGUUGCGAGGAACAGCUCGCCAGCCAGCAACAAAGGAGCCUGCGGAUCCUCAAUUUAUACACCCAGCUGGGCCGUGAGCUAGGGCCAUGCCGCAUACGGCACAGCUGAACAUCACAGGUACUUUCAAUGCCCGACGCUCGUCGUUGGCAGCCAAACGGUGGUUUUCUUUUUCAGGGUAAUUCGUGUGACUGGUUGGGUUUGACAAUAAAGAGCAUCAAUGUACACCAUUCGUACCUCCACAUAUACAAUUGGAGAUAGAGGCAACAUGUAUUUUUACAUACGACACUACAUACAUACAUGCACACAGGGGUGAGCACGUGAUCAAGGCAGCCAUUGCGUC
Durusdinium trenchii is the source of this 2876-nucleotide messenger RNA. The record is from the annotation of a GenBank genome assembly. Lineage: Eukaryota; Dinophyceae; Suessiales; Symbiodiniaceae.